CUGACACCGAUCCUGAUUCAUAGGGACACAUAGCGUAUGUUUUAACAGGCUGAACGAACUUAGGAUUCUUUGAAUGUCAUCAAGUGUGGAUUUCUAGUUUAUUAGUUGCCGCAUUUAUUAAGGUAGUAAUUAACAUUUAUUUUUAUUUUUGAAUAUGUAUGUUGUAAUUAAAAUCAAGUCUGGAGUCGUAACGUAAAAAUUGUGUACACAAUGGACUUUAUUCACUACUUGAAACUAAAGUUCGUCUUUAUUCAUCAUUGUGCGUGACGCUUUUUAAAGGGUGAUAUCCGGUUUUUGAUGGGAAUUCGUUAUGAACGGAUUGUUCUCUAGGUCUAAUUGUAACUCAACCAUUAUGUGUAAAAAGAAUUCUUAAAUUAGGAAAACUGUUACAUGGAUUAACGAUAUCAUUAUGCGGUCAUGACUUUUAUGUUAAGUCAAGGUACAUUAAACAUUACAGUAAGUCUUUUAUUUGAAAGUGCCGGUUAUAUGAUUUCAGAAAAAAAAGUUGACGAUGAUUAAAAACCAUGAUCUGAAUCUUGCGAUUCUUCUGCAGACUAUUGGUCAGUAUUCUAAGCUGAAUUUCCUUUACGGAUUGUUAGUCAGCAAAUUAAGCAUAAAUUAUGGCGUUAGAAUAUUUUUUCGCUAACUCAACACGUUAUACCACAUGAAAUAAGGUUUUCAAAACACAGGUUUGAGAAACCUCUGAGGAUAAGUAGGCGUUUCCAUUAGCUUAAAUGCAUGUAAUGGUGCUUGGUCUGUUGCAAGCUUAUCGAAUACGUUAAAAUGAAAUCUACACUCCCAUUUGGGUCAACCAUGAAAUUUUUCUGAUGAGUACGAUCUAGUAAUGUUCGUAGACCAACUCUCCUUAGCUCCCUUAUGGACUUUUUCAAACUUAGAAUGUGUGCAGAAAUCUACUUGAAAUUUCAUUAGAAGCACCUAGUUAAAAUCGGGAAUAUUACUAUGUGUUCGCAAUCAUGUUUUGUUGUUACCUCGAAAUUUCUUUGAGAAAUGUAUGGUGGACCUAUGUGUAUCUGAAUGAAAGUUGUACAAUGUUCUUGAUAAUUGGUCCUAUGUGUGCGUCAUGACUCUGUAACCCAUUAGCAUUUUAUUUAUUUUACGGUUUCGGUCUGGUUGGGUCACUUGUUAGUUGAGUAAUUUGUUUAGUGACUUCGCACUAACCUGGAAAACUAGAAUGCUAUCCUAUUUCCGUCUGGAAUUCGUGAAGGCACAAUCUUCGACAAGUUAUUCGACGAUAUCCCAACUACCUACUUUUCAUGGGCUAAAAGAGAGUUAUUUUAUUUCAGAAUGGGUCUUUGGCUUCAGGCCUCUUUGGUUUUGUUAUGCAUAGUGAUUUUGGUUUCAUCGGUGCCUACAUCAAUACAAAAACACGAGCUUGAAGAAAAUGAUUCCUUUGACAGUCAACUAAUAGAAGAUAACAGAUCACAUUUUCGAGGACGCCAGUUUGGUAACAGGCUUGGAUCUGAUAAAAAUGAUUCAAUACCUGGUGAAAGACGGUCACGUAGGCGUCGCAGAAAGCAUAACCGACAUUGUGAACAACCAGGCCAAUGUCCUGAAGGUGGUGCUAAUUGGAGACGGUCACAUAGACGUGGAAAAAAACAUCGUACACGAUGCAGUGGUGAUGGUGAUUGUCCUGAGGGUCAAAUGUGUAAGGAACGUCGUCACAGAGGAGGACGUAAACAUCAAACACGUGGUGCUCCGCCACCUUCCGGCAGUCUAUCUCCAUCCUCACAUAGUGGACCAAAAGUUGGGAAGAAAUUUUGUCGUGAGAGGAAAAAUGGAGUACAUAGAAGAUCAGGACUCCUGUAAUUCGUAUCAAGGAACAUUGUCAUCAGUAUUCAAAGGAACUUCAUUUAUACUAGUUUAUACUAAUCAUAUAUAUAAAUAUCCUAAUAUUUCCUUAUUUGUUGUUUUCCUGUUUUUUUUUCGAUAGAAAUUUGUCUGUUUAUCUUCGAAAUAAUUUUUAUUCAAAAAGUAUAAAACACUACAUUCACCCAUUCAUCCAUAUAUUCAAUUUAAUCCAUUGCGAUAAAAGUAAUUUUACUUAUUGUGUUUACGAUCCUAUUUCAUAUUUUAUCAACUCAUUCAGUCAUUAAGCAUUUAACUCCUUAUCCCCCACUGCUCGACUUUACCCUUGCAAUUUUACUCAGUUUUAUUUUUGCUUGUUUUUGUUUAUAUUUUGCCUUAACUGGUCUUUUUUUCCAUUGAAAUGUGUGUGUCUGUGUACACGUAUGUAGUUUUGUUUCUUAUAUUUUGUUUUAUUCCAGUUCUCAGUAAUUUUCGAUGGGAAAUAUAAAUUACUCAAUGUUGCCAAUAUAAAACAUACACGAUAAAUUCUUGUUAUUCAUCUUUAGUGUCUAUUCACUUAUUAUCUUCAUAUUGUUUUCACUACUACUGUUUACCUGGUCAUGUAAUUAUCGAUUAUUCUGUUCAACGGAAGUUUUGG
Molecule: messenger RNA, 2464 nt
Organism: Schistosoma spindalis
Lineage: Eukaryota; Metazoa; Platyhelminthes; Trematoda; Strigeidida; Schistosomatidae
Source: the annotation of a GenBank genome assembly